This is a messenger RNA of Cydia fagiglandana, 2427 nucleotides long. Its product is annotated as WD repeat-containing protein 13-like. The record is from RefSeq and is a predicted model, not a curated record. Gene Ontology annotation, cellular component: nucleus. The transcript has 11 exons. Gene Ontology annotation, molecular function: protein binding; promoter-specific chromatin binding. The coding region runs from base 112 to 1410 and encodes 432 amino acids. Lineage: Eukaryota; Metazoa; Arthropoda; Insecta; Lepidoptera; Tortricidae.
UACUGUGUUUUGUGUCUCUGAUUUCGAUUUGUUUUUAUUUGUUUUCACAUCUUAUUUAGAAAUUAAAUUAUUGAAAUCAUUUUAUUAACAAUUUAACACUAUGAAUUAAAAAUGGCAGCAGCCUUUCAACAACAAAUAUUUGCUUUAGACGCUCGCUUCAAUGCUUACAGGGCUCCGAAUAACCCCAACUUCAAAACCUUGUACAUACGAAGACGCAGUCAAUUGCUGAGAGAGAAUGCUAAAUUCAAAGACAUAGAGACCAUAAAGAAGUACCUCCACAUCCGGAGCCAGCUGCUGCAGCGCCGGUAUGGUGUCCAAGACAACAUAUCAAUCAGCUCGGCUUCCUCACGCCAAAGAUCUAGCAGCAAGGCAAGUCUGGCUCUUGAUGACUUCCCUCAGAGCUCCAACAACAAGAAGAAAAAUGAAAUGUCAAUAUCAGAGAACUAUGCAUUCACUGGGGUACACCAUAUUUUUGACCAGCACUCUGAGCAAGUGAGCGUAGUGAAGUUUGCCAACAACGACCGUUCUAAAUUAGCUUGUGCGUCACACGACGGCUCCGUGUCCAUCUGCGACGUGACGGCGACCCCGCCGCGCGUCAGCUUCGUGCUGGAGGGACACACGCAGCCCGUCACAGGUUGCGACUGGUCGGCGUCGAACGAGCUGGUGGUGUCGGUGGGGCUGGACGGGCUGCUGGUGGUGUGGGACGUGGCGCGGCGCGCGCGGCUGCGCGCCGUGCAGGACCAGCUGCGCGCGCCGCUGCUGGCCGUCGCCUUCCAGCCCGCCAACAACAACAUGGUCAUUGCAGGAAACGCAAAGGGGAUGGUGGAAGUGUUGAACGUGUCCACAGGAAUAUACCCGAGAGGCGGGAGCAGCAUUCUGGGCGGACGAGUUCUUUCUAUAGCCUGCGAAUCGAGCGGACGAAUGUUUUGGGCUGCUAACGACAAGGGCGUGAUAGUGAGCUACCGGCUGGAGGGCCUUGGCGGCGCGCUGAGCAAGCUGCGGCGCUGCUGCGUGGACGGCGCCGUCACCUGCCUCAGCUGGAGCCCCUGGCUGGCGCGCCACCCCGCGCUGCUCGCCAGCGUCGCCACCGACACGCUCUACCUCUUCAGGAUCGCGGAUCGCGACGGCACCCUGGCCCUGAAGAAGCGGUUCUCCACCAUGCACCGCGAGCACAGCGUCAAGUCCACGUUCUGCCCCAUCAUGUCGUUCCGGCGCGGCGUGUGCGUGGUGACGGGCGGCGAGGACGCCACCGUAUACUUCCUGGACAUCGAGGGCACUUCCAAUCAGCCUGUAGUUAAUAAGCUGCAAGGGCACGCGUCGCCGGUGCUUGGCGUGAGCUUCAGCUACGACGAGAGCCUGCUGGCCACCAGCGACGCCUCCGGCCUCGUCAUCAUCUGGCGGCGACCCUGACUUCACACCCACAGUGCCCAUGGCAACAACACUGGACCACCACGUGCAACAACUGAGGGUCUAGCCUAGAUGAUUAAAGUUAGACCAAGAAGUCUGCAAAGGUUUUGAUAGCAUACGCAGUGCAAGUGUUAUUUACACAUUAUAUGGAUAAAAUUACUUCUAUGCAGAAGUUUGACGUUUAGAAUAACACUUGCACUGCGUGUGCUAUCAAAAUCUUUGCAGACUUUUCUUGGUCUUACUCUUUUUUAUCGAAAAACGCCAAUCGAAAGUUAAAACUGGAUGACAGUUGCAUUGAAAAGUAAUGUGAUCAUUUCCAUACAGUACUUAAGUUUGGUUUACUAUUGUCACUUGGCCCCCUGACAUUUGGAAACUCAUUCAAUUGUUCACUUUAUUCUCGUGCAAUAAAGUUCAAACUCGUACUUUUAAACAUAUUUUUCAAUGUCACCUAUGGUUGUUGUGAACUAUUUAGUUCUUUGUAAAUCGCGCAGCAGGGAAAAGAGGGGAAUUGCUAGGUAAGCAGACAAAGCCUUUGCUUGACUAGUCAGCAAUCUCUUGCCUUAAGACGGCCAACUGUAGGCAUUAUGUUUAACCUUUUCGACGCCGUGUCAAACACAAAAGCUUUCACGCGGACGCCACGUCAGCGGAGUGUUAAAACUGAAAUUGAACUUUAUGCAUAUGCACGUAGGUCUAUGUUGCUCUGUGACCGAUUAAUCAGUCUUUGCCGUUGAACCUGCGGUGCGGAUAUAUCGGCCAUUGGCGUCAAAAAGAUUAAUGUUCUAAAAGACCGCAAUGAAUAAUGUAUAACAGAAGUCAUUAAUUGGAAUACUAGCUAAAUAUUUUCUUAACACUUAUGAUUACUUAGAAGACUAUAUUUAUUUAACAUUCCUGAAUUACUAGAAAUUGAAUCUCAAAAAUGUAUUAACUAGGUUGACAUUAUUUCAUGUAGUUAUGUAAGAGAAGUUAUAUUAUAUGUUUAUAUGUAUUGUUUAUUUUUUUUAAAUAAAAGGCAUAUAUUGA